Cyclopterus lumpus (lumpfish) is the source of this 2512-nucleotide messenger RNA. RefSeq names its product beta-crystallin B3-like. Lineage: Eukaryota; Metazoa; Chordata; Actinopteri; Perciformes; Cyclopteridae. Gene Ontology annotation, biological process: lens development in camera-type eye; visual perception. The transcript has 5 exons. The record is from RefSeq and is a predicted model, not a curated record. Gene Ontology annotation, molecular function: structural constituent of eye lens. The coding region runs from base 1582 to 2355 and encodes 257 amino acids.
ACUAAUCAGCCUGUGAUCCCUCCUUUAACAGCUGAAAUGAUUGUAGUUGUAAGCAUUCAUCAUACGCCAUACUUUCAACUUGUGGCCCUCACACACUCCUCAAUCAUGUUUUUGAAAUUCUUUUCCAACAAAUGUGCAAUUUUCCAUGAUUUUGUCCCCAAUAAUGUGCAUGCACAAUCUUUGCUGUCAAGCCAGACAUUGCUCAAACUGACUCAGAGUGUCGGGGUGUUGACUGACACUACUCCACUGGCGGGGUGGUUUGUUCACUACAGCGUUUAAAAGACUACCUUCUGUGAUACUCUCAAAUAAAUGAACAUUUGCACCUGCUUUUCAUCUUCACUAUAAUCUUUCUCCUCAUGUUUGUCCAUCCACCCACUCGAUGCGCUUCUAUAAAGCACUUUGUCACUUGAUGCACUACAGCACUGACCUCUUUUUGGCCAUGUCUUGUGUCCUGUAUUGUCGGAGUGCUCUCGCAAUGCAAGUUAAUGUGGUAAUCAAGUCUUCGAAGUGAUUGUCCCUGGUUUCUAUGUACAUGACAUCUUACUUCGUCAUGAAUUCUGAGGGUUUAUUUUUUUCAUGUCCUCGUUUGUCCCAGAUGUAUAUUGCACUGUGUUGUACUGGCCAGUGUCCUAAAGUGAAUACAUUCUUAAUAAAAUGUACUUGACUUGACUCUGUCUAGUGUUUCCCUGGCUAAAUUUAACUCUGUGGACGUUUAAAAAAAACAACUAAUUUUAAUAAAUUGUUCUAUUUUUUUUUGUGACCAGUGAGUGUUGUGUGCACUCAUUAAUCUAGCUUUGUGUCAAUGGAACUUAAAUCUCUUAAAUUCAUAUUUAUUCAAGAAACGUCUGUGAAUCACAAAAGUGUUAUGAGGUCUGGUGUGGUUGAGACCGAGUGUAGUCCCAGAGUGUGUGUACGUUUGUGUGUGUGUGUUUGUGCUGAGCGGAGCUGUUUGCUGAAUCCUCUUGGCUCUCGCUCCCGGUGCCCGCACACAGUGCUCACUGGCAGCCAGGCGGACAGGCAGGGCAGCGUUUGCCAACACAGCUGCCUAUUGAGAGGCAGCGUUACGGACACAAUGUGAGCGACAGACUUGCUGUAUCAACAGCUCGCCCUUUUCUGCUGUUGUGGCCAGAAAUAAACCAUAAAUACCUCCCUGUCCCUACCCUCUAAUGGCUCAACCCCACCAAGCACCAAGUGACACCGAAAAACGAGGGACACUACCACUUCCUAGCAGGCAUACAUACACAGGUAAAAAUCUCACUCUGGACACUGACUGAUAAUUUCAAUGCAAUUGAGUUAGACGGUGCUGCAUCAAGUGGAGACCCAGGUUUGGAUGAUUUUGGUAUCAUUGGAUUGUAAUGGAACUUGCCUUGAAGGACUAAUGAGUAUACUUUUAGUGGAUAAUGAUAAAAUUGUUUCUAUCAUUCAGUCAAUUCAAUGAUAACAUAGUUUGAGGCAAAAUAUUACAUUAUAUCUGGACAAAAUGUAUACAAUCCUCCUAUUCAAAAGUUUAAAUUUAAAAGUGACAUUGCGCUUUCCUCCUGUUGUGCAUUUCUGUGACUGUGUGUGUGUGCUUGGACAUGCAUGCAUGAUGGAUGGUGCUUUGUCUGUAUGUGCUGCUGCCACAAAGUGGAGGACCAGUGUAUCAGGAGGAUGUCGGAGCAGCAGAGUGCCCCGGAACAGCUGGCUGCUGGAAAGAGCCAGGGAGGAGCUGGAGCCACAUACAAGGUGUUGCUGUUUGAGUUCGAGAACUUCCAGGGCUGCAAGGCAGAGUUUUCAGCAGAGUGUAAAGAUGUGACCGAGAAGAAGCUGGAGAAGGUUGGAUCCCUGAUCGUUGAGUCAGGACCCUGGGCGGGUUAUGAUCGGCAUGGCUUCACAGGGGAGCAGUUUAUUCUGGAGAAGGGCGAGUAUCCACGCUGGGACACCUGGACCAACAGUCAGAACAGCUACACCCUCUUGUCUCUAAGGCCACUCAAAGUGGACAGUGCUGAACACAAGUUACACCUCUAUGAGAACCCUGGAUUUACUGGUAGAAAGAUGGAGAUUGUCGAUGAUGAUGUGCCCAGUUUGUGGGGCCACGGUUUUCAGGAUCGUGUGGCCAGUGUCAAGUCUCUCAACGGAACAUGGGUCGGCUACAUGUACCCAGGCUACAGGGGGCGCCAGUUUAUCUUUGAGAGAGGAGAUUUCAAGCACUGGAACGACUGGGAGGCCCCUGCACCUCAGAUCCAGUCUGUCCGACGUGUGCGAGACAUGCAGUGGCACAAAAGGGGUUGUUUCACUGUCCCUGACCCGGCUCCGGCUCCUGGCCCCGACCCUGACCCCGCCCCAGCACCUCCUGCCACAGCUGGAGCCAGCUGAGCAUGAUCCUCACACGCCUACCACCCCUUCCCACAGCCUCCCCCCACACUGCCGACAGUGCCUGCCCUCAACCUUAACCUAACCAUGGCGAACGAUGCUUGUGCCCAUUGAGGAGUGCCAUGUAUGUUUCAGUGGCGAAUAAAGUUGUUUGACCUGG